This is a messenger RNA of Emericellopsis atlantica, 1539 nucleotides long. RefSeq names its product Calcium/calmodulin dependent protein kinase. Gene Ontology annotation, molecular function: ATP binding; calcium/calmodulin-dependent protein kinase activity. NCBI's taxonomy places the organism in Eukaryota, Fungi, Ascomycota, Sordariomycetes, Hypocreales, Bionectriaceae. The record is from RefSeq and is a predicted model, not a curated record. The transcript has 5 exons. Gene Ontology annotation, biological process: protein phosphorylation; cellular response to oxidative stress. The coding region runs from base 222 to 1409 and encodes 395 amino acids.
CCCUCCAGCCCAGUGCCCCCUCCCUCUUCGUCUUAUUCCUUAAUUAUUCGCAACGCCAGCAGCAAAACCACAAUCACUCCUCACUUGCACCCAUUCUAACGUAGAGACACACUCUCUUCUCCUACAUCCUGACCAAAGAAAGCGCUGGUCGCACAUAGCUUCAACAGGAGCGCAACCCUCCUUCGCACCGCCCAGCGAUACCCCGCCAUACAGUCGUCGCCAUGAGCUUCGCAGGCAUGUUAAACAGGCUCGGUGGCCAGCCCGAGAGCUACGACAAGAAAGCCAAGUACAAGUUUGGUCGCACCCUCGGUGCCGGAACAUAUGGUGUCGUCCGCGAGGCCGAUGGCCCCACGGGCAAGGUGGCCGUCAAGAUCAUCCUGAAGAAGAAUGUCAAGGGCAACGAGAAGAUGGUUUACGACGAGCUGCAGAUGCUGCAACGGCUCAAGCACAAGCACAUUGUCCGCUUCGUGGACUGGUUCGAGUCGAGGGACAAGUUCUACAUUGUCACCCAGCUCGCCACCGGCGGUGAGCUGUUUGACCGCAUCUGCGAGCAGGGCAAGUUCACGGAGAAGGAUGCGUCGCAGACCAUCAAGCAGGUGCUCAGCGCCGUCGACUACCUCCACAAGAACGAAGUGGUCCACAGAGAUCUGAAGCCCGAGAACCUGUUGUACGUCACCGCCGAGCCCGACUCCGAGAUCGUGCUGGCCGACUUUGGCAUCGCAAAGACACUGGACAACAAGGAGGAAUCGCUGCAGACCAUGGCCGGUUCGUUCGGCUACGCCGCCCCCGAGGUGAUGGACCGCAAGGGCCACGGCAAGCCCGUGGACAUGUGGUCGAUGGGUGUCAUCACCUACACGCUCUUGUGCGGCUACUCUCCCUUCCGCAGCGAGAACCUCCGGGAUCUGCUGGACGAGUGCUGCUCCGGCUCCGUCGUCUUCCACGAGCGGUACUGGAAGGACGUCAGCGACGACGCCAAGGACUUUAUCAUGCGCCUCAUUGUGCCCGAGCCCGAGAAGCGCUGGACUAGCGAGCAAGCCCUGGGACACAGCUGGCUGGUGGGCCACACUGCGACGGAUCACGAUUUGCUCCCCGAGCUGCGCCGGCAGCGCGAGGCGCGGGCCAAGCUCAAGCACGCCAUCAUGGCCGUGGCGCUCAAGAAGCGCAUCGCCGCGCUCAAGACGGUCGAGUCGGACGAGGAGAGCGACGAGAUGGGCGACGUCGAGGACAGCGCGCCCGGCGCCAUCCCCGAGGGCGAGAAGAAGACCAACCUCCUGCGCGACAAGGUCAAGGACGGCGCCGUCUUCCGCGAGGUCGUCCUCGGUGCCCUCAAGGACAAGAAGGCCAAGGAGGAGGCCGAGCAAGCCGAGAGGGAGCUGGUCGAGGAGGCGAAAAGGAAGGGGCAGUUCUGAGGAGGCAGCGGCGGCAGCAGGCAUGUGGCGCGAUUUCGAUGAUAUUGGAUGAUAUAGGCAGCGUGUUCUUUCAAUUUCAAUUUCCCAUCACAUGAGUGUUUAUGUAUCGCGCUCCUGUGCACAAUGGUGU